UCGGUCCCCUUGGAGACUCCGGCAGGAGCGCAACACGUGAUGAGAGAGAGACACCGAGUGAGAGAGAGAGAAGAGAGAGAGAGAGCUGAAGAGGACGCGCGGAGAGAGAAGUGAAGAGAGGAGAGGAGAGGGGGAAAAAACCCGAAUGAAAGUGCGUUUUCCUCUCCUCCCACCCUGACACAUCUCGUUCUCCUCCCGUGGGGGGAUUCAGAAGAAGAAGAAGAGGAGGAGAGAAAACACGGACUUAACCAACUUUUUGCACAUCCUCGGGAAACGCCAUUUUGAUUCCUCUCCGAAACAGCUUUGCUUCUUUUCUCUAUCCAUCUCAUUCUUUCUUUCCACCUAUCCCACUCUUUCUUUAAUCCAUCAUCACUCCCUCAAUCCUUUACUCAUCAUCAUCAUCGUCAUCUUCGUCAUCAUCAUUAUCAUCAGCAUGUCUCGGCGAAAGCAGCCAAACCCCAACAAAGUCAAACUGUGAGCCGUGGGUGCUGACGCUCGAGGUUCACGGCGGUCCUUCUGACUGUGAUGGAUAGUUCAGGAGAGGAGAAGAAGACGGGGGAGGAGGUCAGCUGUGCCAUCGGCGCCGUCGAGGCCGAGCAGACGGAUGAGACGGAUCGACACGCUGAGAGUCUGAGAAAGUCAGCGGCGAGCGUGCCGGAUGCGCAGGCCCGAACGGAGGCAGGGAAAGAGGGAGCGGAUGGAGCAGAUCUGUCGUCCAUCACCUCCAUGAUGAGCACCGUGAUGAAAGCUGCUCAGCUGAACGGAGGGGUGGAGGCCUCCUCCAACAAAACCCCCAGCAAGACCUCCAGCAAGAGCCCCAGCGCCACCCGCUACGCCCGGAAAAGUCAGGAUACCAAGGAAGAGACAUCAUCUCUCGUCUGCCCACUUUGUGACAAAAAUUGUCAAACUCAGCACCAGCUUACGAUGCACAUUCGCCAGCAUAACACAGAUACUGGAGGUUCAGAUCACUCGUGCAGCAUCUGUGGAAAGUGCCUGAGCUCAGCCAGCUCUCUGGACCGCCACAUGUUGGUGCACAGCGGCGAGAGGCCAUACAAAUGCAACGUGUGCGGCCAGACCUUCACCACCAACGGCAACAUGCACAGGCACAUGAAGAUCCACGAUAAGGAUCCUUCCCUCCCGAGUCCCACCAGCCCUUCAUUAUCCGGUAAACGGAAACGUCCGUCUGCUGUUAUUUCCAAGAAGAAACUCAGCCACAGUGACGAUGGAGAACAAGCUGAUGAGCCACCCAGUAAAAAGCAGGUUUUAGAAGACGGUGGAACAGACGAUCAGACGGCGAGCAAGGGUCAGGACGAGCAGCUACCAUGUCCCAUCUGCUUCAAGAAUCUGAGCUCCAAACAAGAACUGGAAACUCAUAUGGAAAUUCAUCCUGACAAUGCGCUUAGGUGUGAGCAUUGUUGCAUCUCAUUUCGGACACAUCGAGGUUUGCUCCGUCAUAAUGCAGCCAUCCAUAAGCAGCUGCCGACGGACCCCAAUGGACGCCCAUUCAUUCAGAACAACCCCUCCAUACCCCUAGGCUUCAACGAUCUGGCUUUCAUCGACUUCUCCUGCCACAAAUUCGCUCGCAUUGCCCAGGUUUGGUGCGAAACUAAUCUACGCCGCUGCACCAGCAAGCUUCAUCGUUUUGUGUGCGAGACCUGUGACAAAGCUUUCCCUUUAAAUGUGGCGUUAGACCUGCACAAGUCCACCCAUGACACUUCUGAAACCAAGCAAGAGUCUGCUUCCUCACAGCCUUCCACUAAAGAGGCUGUCAAAUCUGAGAAAAGAAGCUUCAUGGACUCUCUGGGUUUGCAGCACAUUUCUCAGGUCAAACCUGAACCUUCAGAGGAGGAUGCCUUGCAAGCAGAGCGAGACAAUAUUCGUGUGAUCCAUGUGGAGCCAUCCUCGGUCCAAAAGGAGUCCAGCUUUCUCAGUGGAAUUAGCCUGUCUCUGGUGGAUCCGACAUCUCUCCGGGGUCUGUCGCAGAACGAGGCACUCAAACUCCUUUCUUUGCAACCAUUUCAGACUAGUUUCCUUGUCCAGCCAGAUGGUGGAAUGGUAGUGAAGCCAGGUUGUCGUGAGACUGGAAUGGAACUGGCUGACAUACAGCAGAUCCUCAAAGUGGCUUCUGCUGCCCCAAAUCAGAUCAGCCUCCCUCCCUUGUCUAAGGCACCCUGCAGUGCGGUGAAGUCAAACUACAAGCAGAUGCCCCCACUCAAGCCAAAGCCUCUGGUUGCUCCCAGGACCAACAUGACAACGUCUACUCCUCCACCACUUUUAAGUACCCAGCAGGCAUCACUAGGCUGCAUCAGCCCCAGUCUGCCACCACCUGCUGGGCAGUUCCCGAAGGCUGCCAAGGAAUUGUCUCCAUCUUCGUCCUCAUCUUCAUCAUCCACUUGCAACCAGGCAUCUAUGGAAAAACUCCAAAUGGAAGCUGAUUGCAUGGGUGAUGCCCACACUCCCAUGGAUACAGAUGACCAACAAAUUAAGCAGGCAAAAGACAAGAUAAUGGCGCCAUCUGGAAAGAAGGCAGCAGGUCGCAAGGGGUCGUACCCCUGCCGCCUUUGUGACCAGGUAUUUGCAUUUUCGGGGGUACUACAGGCGCACAUGCGUUAUCAUCUCGGUAUCUUGCCCCACCAGUGUAAUAUUUGUGACUAUGUUGCACCUGACAAAGCCACACUGAUUCGUCAUCUGCGCACCCACAGUGGUGAAAGACCCUAUGUCUGUCGAGUCUGCCAUUACCCGUUCACUGUUAAAGCCAACUGUGAGCGCCACCUACGCAAGAAACACAUGAAGAACAACCGUAAGGAAAUUGAGAAAAAUAUCAAGUAUGUCACCUCGUCCACGACGAUGCCCGAUGCAUUAGAUCAAACUGGCUCAAGUGACACUGUCUGUCGUUUAUGUGGCGAGGACCUUAAGACCUCCCGAGCGCUGCAGGUUCACAUGCACGUCCACAAUGGCUUCCAGAGAAAGCCGUUUGAGUGUAAACGCUGUGGAGCAGCCUUUUUAGCCAAGCGAAAUUGUAUCCACCACCUACUGAAACAGCACCCUGAAAUUAAAAAGCAGGACAUAGAAGACCAUAUAGCUAUCAUCACUGUUCCUCCUUCACAAACAUGUCCCACACCUUCUCCACCCAACGGAGUGCCACCAAGAACAUCACCCUGUCUAAUCAAAGUGGAAGAUCUAAGUUUCUAUGGUGCAGAUCAGGACCAACCGCUGGACUUCUCAAACAAAAACCGGGGAGGUAACAAUGCUGGAAACAUCAGUGCUUCUCCUGGAAUCAAGACAGAGCCUACCUCUUAUGAUGAUUCCAUGGAGCCCAUUGAUCUCUCAAUUCCCAAGAAUCCCAAUAAAAAGAUGAAGGUAAAUCCUAAUGCAGUGUUGCAAAGAGAAGUAAAAAUGGAACAGACAUCUCUUAACAUAAUGGAUCACACUUUCCCCAUGGGCCUACAAAUAGAUAGAGCCAUUGAAGAGAAACCGCAGCAGCUUGGGUGCUAUCAGCUCCCCACUGCCAUGACCACCAUCUCUGCAACCAGUGUAGCAGGUCGUGCCUUGCGGUUAAAGCCCCUGCUGCCUAAACCAAAUUCUGCUGCUGUGAAGGAGCUCCCACCUUUGGCCUCCAUUGCCCAGAUUAUCUCCUCCGUCUCUGGUGCCCCCGACCUCCUGAAACGCGACAGCCCUAACGGUAGCUGUCCUGACUCUGUCUCAGACAUCUCCGCUGAGGAGUUUAUCCAAGAGGGAUCCAAAAGGAGAAGCAAUAAAAGGCAAGCCACGAACACAACUAGAGAAAAGCCUGCAAUGAAUUCAACAGACUCCAAUAUCGACCUUGAGUCCAGUGGGGAAUUUGCCAGUGUGGAGAAGAUGCUGGCCACCAGUAAUGCCAAUAAAUUUAGCACCUACUUAAAAACCAACAUAAUGGAGCUGGAAAGGAAAGAAGGAGAACAGCCAUGCAAUGGUGACAAGAAAGAAGGACAAGAUGAAAAACAGAUGCAGGCCAAGCAGACCUCUCAGCCCCAGCAGUCCAAAGGGAAAAAGAAUGCAUACUCAAACUCUGUGCAAAAAAUGACUUGCCCAUUUUGUCCCAGAGUCUUUCCAUGGGCCAGCUCACUCCAACGCCACAUGCUGACACACACAGGUCAAAAGCCGUACCCUUGCCCUAAAUGUGAAGCUCUGUUUUCAACCAAGUCCAACUGUGAGCGCCAUCUUUUGCGCAAGCAUGGUGUAACCAAUAGAGUCCUCCGGCAAAAUGGUGCCAUGUCUAAAUCCAAGGAGUCAGACGAGUGUUCGCCUGAGAGUGCAGAGAGCAUGUCUGAAACUGAGCUCAACUGUGGUGAGGCGAUGGAGCUGACAAAUUGUGGACCUGAAAAGCCAGCGGCAUCGGAUGCCAAGAAACCCUCCCCAGCCAAGCCCACCGAGGCAGCUGCAGUAAAGCCCCUCUUCCACCAGGGGGAGCCAGAACACCAAGAUGUCCACGAGUCACUAAAAAGGAAAAGCACAGUUAAUGACGACGACACCCACAGCAAUAAGAGCCUGGACCUGAACUUUGCCAGCAAGUUAAUUGACUUUACAUUCUCGGAGGGUGAACAACAGCGGCCCAUUUCUGCUGUAGACAGUGAUUCACAUGAACAGGAAGAGUCCAAGCUGACCUGCAAGAGCUGCAACAAGAGCUUCAGAUAUGCCGCCACUCUGGCACGCCACGAAAAAGUCCACGUGUUAGAAAGCGCAGCCGAUGCCACUAACGCCGACUUCGAAACGGACGAUGCGGCAGAGUCUUGCGAACUGAAAAAGGAUAUGGCAGAAGACGAGGUGGAGACGCCGGAGCGAAACGGGACGGCCGAAAGUGAAGGGGCGGGCAGUGCGAUGGACAGUGGCUCUGAAGAGGACAGGGACGAGAGGAGUGAUGAUGAAGGAGGUGCUACUGAACCAAAGAGCUGUGAAGAGGAGCCUGUAUUGCCUAGGGGCAAAACUGACAGGAGGAAGAAGAUAUGCGGGGUGUGUGGCAAACGCUUCUGGAGCCUUCAGGAUCUGACGAGACACAUGCGCUCUCACACAGGUGAACGGCCCUACAAGUGUCAGACCUGCGAGCGCACGUUCACCCUGAAACACAGCCUGGUCAGGCAUCAGCGUAUACACCAGAAACCCCGCGGCGCAGCCGGAGAGGACGAGGGAUUCAGCGGGGGCUCGGCUAGUGAGAGGGAAUCCACCCCCACCAGCACGAACCCUCCCUCCGACAACGAGUGUGAAAGCAGGAAAGAGAAAAAGCGCAAGUCUUCCUCGGCCACAAAAAGGGAGCAGGAGCUCAAUAAAGAAGCUCCUGCCAUCGUCACAAAGAAGGAAGAAACAUCACCAGCUACACAGACACCCAAAGAGCCUCCAGCAGAGGAUCCAGUCUCGGAUUCAGCCUCGGACGGGUUUUUGCAAGGCCUGCUGGAGAUCCAUUCCAAGCCUAACAUCGAGCGCAUCCUCUCGAACAGCGAGCCUCCUCUCCUGGGGGUGGAGUGAAGGAGUAACUCCAGUGCCAUACAAUAAGUACUUUUGUACUGAGAAACAUUUUAAACAGCAACAAAAAGACCAUUUACAAGUGCCUUUCUACUUUUUUUUUUUUUUUUUGGUAUAUCUUUAUCUACUACCAGAUGAUUUAGUUGAUUUUUUUAGAGUAUUUUAUAAAAUGAAUUUUUGUUUUGUUUUGAAAUGUCACAUUAAGCAAUAAAUAAUUGAACAGUUUAGUAUAAUGAUUUGUAUAUGAUUGACAAACUGAACAGAGAAUGGUCAUACGAGCCUGCAAACAAGCCGGCACAUGACUACUGAGACUACUGUGUGACGAGUAUAACUGGAACUGCGCUUAUUUUUCCAUGGACUCAAAAUCCAGCAUUCAGCUUUAGUGAUUAGCAAGACCUCCAGAAUACCGAGUUGUGUUCUGGCCUUUUGUAUUACAUAACAAGAGGGCAUGGUGAGUUACAGAGGCUUUACGGCUAACCCUCCGAGGUGUGCGCAACAUAUUAUCUCAGCAUAUAAUAUCUGGGCAAUAUUUGCCUAUAAUAACAUGAACAUAGUUUCCAGCUAUGCUGACCAUGUCAGACAUCCUGUUUUAACCUUUUUUUUUUUUUUUAACUGAGGGAAGUGCAGUUUUUUUUUUCCUAUUAAAAAAAAAUUAUAUAUAUAAAGGGCUCAAGAUGAAGAGAUCUAUCUAGCUCUAGUGUGACUUGCAAACAAAUCUCAACAGAACGAGACUCCUUCGUCCAGGUGAAAUGUCUUCCAAAACACUUUAACUUCAGGCCUUACUUGUGUUUUCUCCAGAGGCUUUAGACAGGCCUAAUGCGUCCAAAUGCUAGUUUUUCUUAUUACUUGAAAGCUGUCACCCUGCUGCCUCCUGUCUGGCUACAGCACCAGUUCCAGGACCAUCAUCCUCCUGAGCGUCUCUCCUAGUUGGAUAUCAGGUCAAUCAUAUGAUCACAUGUGGAGUUGGGUAUUUUUGUAAAAAGAAUUUUUUCUUCUUCCUCAAAUGUAUAAACCUCAGACUCAAAGCGAACCUCAAAGAGCAGCAAACCGAACUGGCAGAGUAAUUACAGCCAACUCCUCGUCUGUUCUCCAAACUAGUCCCCGCUGACUGGACGACUCCCGUUUACCCCGGUCGACCUCUGGUGUUUAACAGGAAACAAAAAGAAAAACACAUUAGAAUUGGUGGUGUGAGCGCUAUGAAACAGAGUAUUACUAAGCGAGCAUCACUCUGACAGGUGAUGAGAUACCAGCCGGUUUUAGAUGGCGUCUUUCCUCACCAUAGUGGCCACUGGCACAAGACGACUAGUGUUGGAUGAACUUGAAAAAAAAAAAAAAAAUGAAAAAUGCAAUCUCUAACUCAGUCUGCGUAUUGUAUUCUGAGACUCUGUUUCUCCUAACGCCUUUUUCUGGGUUGCUAUGUGUGAGUGUGUUGCGUGUGUAUUCACGUGUGUGUGUGUGUGUGCGUGUGUGUUUUUUCCGGUUGAGAAUGCACACGGACUGUUUUAAAUGUAUUUAUUGUAGCCCAGUGUGGGUAAAGAAGUAAAAUAUGGAGAAGCCAUGUAUUAAUUAUGCUGCAGAGAGAAAUGUUUCAGAUUCAAUACUUCAGCAGCCCAGCUGAUCUGGGUCUUCUGUUUUUUUUUUUUUGUUUGUUUGUUUUUCCCUUAGCAAUAAUCACUAUUGAUCCAAAGGCUUUAUGUAGAUGUUUUUAUGUUUUAUGGACUCUGUGGUCUAUUUCGUUUCUUUCUUUUCGGCUGAUGUUAUUAUCACUAUUAUAUUAGUUUGAAUGAGAUAUGAGUUUGUUUUUCUCCUUUGAUAUAUAAAACUGUGAAAUUUAUUGUUUUCCUGUUCUGGGUAAUUAUUUAGGGUAGUUUUGCAUGUUAACCUUUUUAUGUUCUCUUAAAUGGGUAUUUUUUUUUCUGUCUCUUUCUUCACACACUGUCUUGCUCUCAGGGUUUUUACAUGAUGCUUAUUUGAAAUGUACCUUCCUGAGUUGCAAAUGUUCUCCCCGACUCUCGAUUUUGGAACAAGUUGAACUGUCAAUCACUACUUCUAGCACUUGACUGUGAAUUAAAACGAGUGGGAUGGAUAUACUGAAUCCAUGCACGCCCACAUUCCUCUUAUCAUUCUGCUUAUUUUCCAUGUUUUUGUUUCUUUUAUUUUUUCUUUUCCUGUUUUUUUAAUGGUUCCUUCAUGUCCUAUCUCCUUAUCAUAUGGCAAAAACUAGAAAUUGUACAGUCUUGCCAACAGGCUCUGGUUAAUACUAAAGGGAGCUUCGCAUCGCUGCUACACACAAAAAGUAAUUCUACUGGACUUGAACGGAACCAGAAUCAUCGAUAGUAUUUUGGUACACUACUCCUGCUCUUCACACGAGUGCUUUGAAAUCAGAAAUUUAAGCUGUUCUGUAUCAAACCUUUAAAGCAAUAAAAUUUUAUUAAU
Messenger RNA from Clarias gariepinus (North African catfish), 7932 nucleotides. RefSeq names its product ras responsive element binding protein 1a (gene rreb1a). The coding region runs from base 526 to 5499 and encodes 1657 amino acids. Lineage: Eukaryota; Metazoa; Chordata; Actinopteri; Siluriformes; Clariidae. The record is from RefSeq and is a predicted model, not a curated record. The transcript has 13 exons. Gene Ontology annotation, cellular component: nucleus. Gene Ontology annotation, molecular function: DNA-binding transcription activator activity, RNA polymerase II-specific; RNA polymerase II cis-regulatory region sequence-specific DNA binding. Gene Ontology annotation, biological process: regulation of transcription by RNA polymerase II.